Molecule: messenger RNA, 2973 nt
Organism: Drosophila rhopaloa
Lineage: Eukaryota; Metazoa; Arthropoda; Insecta; Diptera; Drosophilidae
Gene: mio
Product: GATOR complex protein MIOS
Exons: 7
Coding region: 127-2739 (870 amino acids)
Biological process (GO): positive regulation of TORC1 signaling; cellular response to amino acid starvation
Cellular component (GO): cytoplasm
Molecular function (GO): protein binding
Source: RefSeq, a predicted model, not a curated record
ACCGGCUGCUUCUUCUUCUUGUACUGCUGUGUUUAUCUCACGUUUUUGUUUUUGCAAACUGAUAACGCGACGCAAUUUAGUCUGUAGUGAAAAUUCGUUUUUCAUAUCAAUGGAAAAUCGGCUACGAUGAGCGGCAAUAUACACGGACUCAGCUGGUUUCCGCACUUCCCCGACAAAUUUGUGUCGUGGGGCCAGGAAAUCCAUUUGCACGAGGUGCGCCGCAAGGAUGAUCACAGUCAGAAAAGUCGCCUGCCUUACACAUCCAUAUCCGUGAACUACCUCGCCAACGAAUCGCGGUAUCAAUAUGCCCGCUGCGUGGCCGCCUCUUAUCACAGUGACCAACCCAUAAUUGCAGUAGGUCUGGCAGAUGGCAAAAUUGGUAUAUGCAACUUUCGGGAUACCUAUGAUAGCAGCUGGGAGUACACCCCCCGCCAGCAGCGUAUGUGCACCUGCCUUGCCUGGAACGAACUGGAUGCCAAUAUCCUGGCCAUUGGACACGAUCGCCAUCGAAACGACACCUGCAUUACCAUAUGGGACAUCGAACGAGGUGUUCCUAAGGAGACUGCGAACUUCUUUGGCGUCGGAGAGUCGGCCAACUCGAUUUGCUGGGAUCGCAACCAUCGCACGGUCAUAGCGGGCAUGAGCCAAAAGAUGAUCAAACUGUUCGAUCUGAGACAAAGCAAUGCUACCUGCCAGAGCAUUCAAACAAAGACAGUCCAGGGACUCUCGGUUUCCCCAAAUGGAAACUAUCUAUGCAGCUAUGUGGACUCUGUAAUUACGCUUUGGGAUCCGCGGAACAUCAAGAGUCCACUUAGGCAGAUACAAUCCUCGAAGAACCACCUGCAGAUCGCCUGGUGUCCAACUAGGACAAGCUUACUCUCUUCUCUGCAAAGGGAUUCCUCUUAUAUCACUCUCUACGACAUUCGGAGUGUAGAUAAUGAGAAUUCUGGAGAGAUUUAUCACGUGAAACGGCAGAUUAGUCCUUUUACGUCUAGAUAUCAGCACAGUGGAAAGUUUGCCUUCGUUAAUUGCCUGUCGUGGCAUUCGAGAGAUUUCGAGAGGGCUCUUCUUUUGGCGGAUGCGGUUAAUAUCCUCGACUUCCGACUGCCAGCCACAUUGCACACGGCUCACAGUAAUCGCCGGAAGUUGCCGCUGCUGAUGCAGCGGCCCCUUUACACACCCGCAUCACCAACUUCCACCACGGCGGUCACGCCCAAUCAGCAGCAGCCCACCAGCAGUUGCAGCACAAAUAGUGGGAGUUCCCUGGACUUUAGCAGUCCCGGUGGUUCUCCGUUGAAUGUGGACUUACUGGAACCGGAACUCUUUGAACUCGAUCUGGUGGAUGAGACACGGCAGCGAGCCUUGGAGGAUUAUGGCAUUAGACCCGAUAACAAACGAUUUGCUGAGCUGCAUUUGACACCUUAUCUGCGAAAUGUCUGGUCAACUCUAAACAAUGUAUACUGCGAAGACCGCUUAACAGGCUUGAAGGCCACUUUGGGAAUAAAUUUGGGACACACCUCGGAAGCCUUGAUGGCCAGCUCCCGCAUUGAAUCUCAGGUGCUCCAAUGGCCAGAGGGCAUUAAUAACUCUAAUAAGCUGAUUUGCUACAGGAGCGAGCAGCGCGAUCUGGCCCUUCAACUCUGCGGCUGGGCCUUUGAGCAGGAACUGGAACGCUUUAUCGACCAGUUGUAUGCCAACAAAGAGUACAGCCGGGCGGCCAUGAUCUGCGUAUUCCACCUGAAGAUUUUCCAUGCCUGCAACAUCCUUUCCUCGGCAGCGGACAACAUGAGAGACCCUAGUAUGUACAGGAUCACAGUGAUCGCCUUGUCCAGCUUCAAUGCAGAUCGCUGCAGCUCUACGUGGCGGAAUCAGAGAUCAAGCGCCAAUAUGCAAAUACAGGAUCCACAUUUAAGGGCAGUUUUCUCCUUUUUAACCAUGGAGAAGGAUAAUUUUGAUGCAGUACUGAAGGAAGAGGGCGUUUCGCUCUCAGAUCGUGUGGCCUUUGCAUGCAAAUAUCUAUCGGAGACCAAGCUGGCGGACUAUGUGACGCAGCAGAUCCAAGCGGCUAUAGAUGGCGGCGAUCUGAAUGGCUUGCUUCUCACUGGUGAGUCGCUGGACGGAAUAAGCAUACUACAGUCCUACAUGGACACAAGCUUCGAUGUUCAGACGGUAGCUUUGGUGGCCAUCAACUAUUUCCGUCAGGAGCACUUUGCGGACAAGCGCAUCCAGUACUGGAUCGCCAGCUACCUGGAUUAUCUGAACAGCUGGGGUCUGUGGGAGAAACGGGCUGAACUGGACAUCAAGAUAGAAGGUAUUCGCCCAUCUUCGCGCAGUUCCCGCACGGUGUUUCUGUCCUGUAACUUCUGCGGCAAGUCCGUAUCGAAUGCCUUGUUGGACGAGCCACGUCCACGGGGCACCACUACCACAACCAAUCGACUCUCCUCCUGCCCCAGCUGUCGAAAGCCCCUGCCGCGCUGCUCGCUCUGCCUGAUGCACAUGGGCACGAUGGUGAACAUGAGCAACGGCGAGACCCCGAGCACUACGCCUGAGGUGCCCGGCUGGCAGACAAAGCCCUUCUCAAAGUGGUUCUCUUGGUGUCAGACCUGUCGCCACGGCGGACACACCGAGCACAUCAUGCAGUGGUUCAAACAAAAUUCUGAGUGCCCCGUGUCCUCGUGCAACUGCCGCUGCUUCGACAUGGACGGCACCAAGCCAAAUACGUUAAGAGACAUUUCCUAGCUGGCCGGAGGACUCAUUCAUAUCCCCCUACGCCCAUGCCAUAUGCAUUAAGUUGUUGAAUUGUUCCAAACGCGCGCGCCUUAAACAAACUCAGAAGUGUUCAUUGUACUUAGACAAGGGAUGUGCCCGAAGCAUUAGUGUGUAUGACCUACCAGCUUUUAGCUGCUCAAUUGCAUUUUAUACUUACAUUCAAAUAAACGACUAUAAUGAUUUCGCUUUUUUUCUUAAAAUACA